Molecule: messenger RNA, 2304 nt
Organism: Danio rerio (zebrafish)
Lineage: Eukaryota; Metazoa; Chordata; Actinopteri; Cypriniformes; Danionidae
Source: RefSeq, a predicted model, not a curated record
UUGAAAAAAUUAUUACUCUGUUUAGUUUUAUAAUUUGGUGAGCCUUGUAAGCUGUGUUUAAUGCAAUUAAACAGUUUGUAAGGCUGAACAAAUUAAGUUACGUGUAUCUUAAGUUGAAGCGCGUUUCGUCGUUGCAAAACGAGCUUCAGUUUAUGAGACAUGUAUGUGCAGUUUAUUAACGUUGAUAUACACACAUAUUAAAGAUUUACUGAUGGACAUUUUCGUGAAGCUGAUCCUCGGAUUCUAAAUAGAACGCGUUCUAAUGACGUGAGAGCUGCGGCAGAUUUAUAUGCACGUACUUUAUUAGAAUUCUUUGUUGGGUGUUCUGGCGUUGGUUGUGGUUAGUGGUUUUUGUGCAGUUUGCGAUUUCUUGAUUGAUUUACGGUUAUUGAUUCACGGUUUUGACACUUUUUUCGGACUUCGACUACGGCUUUGGAUUUGCGAUUUCACUUUGACACAUUCGGACACGGUUUUGGAUUUCCCGGUAACGACCCUUUUCUUCUGACUUCGACUGACGGCUUUGGACACCCCUUGGAUUUGGUUAACUCGGCAAAACCCCAAUAAUGGGAGUUUUAUCCGUGUGUGUAAGUAUAAAUUUUCACACAAUAUAAGGCCUACUAGUAAUUAACAAAUGCUAACUCUUAGUAAAGUAUUUAAUGUGUGUGUGUGUGUAUGUGUGUGUGUGUGUGUGUGUGUGUGUGUGUGUGUAAAUAUAAUACAUUUCAUGUUUGAACGUACACUCAUAGUUAUAAUAAUUCACAGUCAUUAGACAGCUGUAUGUGCACUCACUUUCUCGUUUCUUUUUCUUAACCCUCUUUCUUGUGCAGGAGGAAGCACCGAGCAAGGUGUUUGGUGUUCCCUUGUCACAUCUGAGAAAGACCGGAAGGAUGAGACAGGGGCUUCCUCUGGCCUUCACACACCUGGUGAGCUUCCUCGAGAAGCAUGGUGAGUGCUGGCUUGAUGUUUGACUGUGUUUCCAAGUGUUUGUCACGCAUCUGACAAUGUAUUUGUGACAUAUGUGUUUAGGCCUUAGUACCAUAGGCUUGUUCAGGGUUGGUGGGACAGUAUUGCGGCAGUAUGAACUGAGGAAAUGUUUUGAUCGUGGAGGCUUCCCAAAGAUGAACAUUGAGGAUGUUCAUUCCUCAGCCUACGUCUUGAAACAUUUCCUCAGGACUCUUCCUGGUGGUCUUAUUCCAGAGCCAUUCAUGAUUGAACUGCGGGAAGUGUUCAAGAUGUUCAGACUUAGCAAACGUCACAAGGCAGUGAAGAAAAUACUGGAUACCAUUCCAGAGGAAAAUUACAAUAUCCUCUGCUCUCUAACGUUCUUCCUGUCCCGAGUGGCUGCCGAGAGUCAUUUCAACCGCAUGACCACCACCAACCUGUCCAUAGAAUUUGGGCCGAUCAUCUUUCAUGUUCCUCAAGGCCCCACAAAGCUUGAGGAAGAAGAGAUGUGCAUCAGCUUCACAGAGUACAUGCUGGACAACCUCAGACAUCUACUGCCCAAUAUGUACCCUCAAGCAUCUGCCACCAAAACAGCAGAGGGAGACAGUGUGUCUGAGACGGGAGGGGACUUCACUCCUGAAAAGUGUGUCCAGCAGGUGCUUCUCACAGAGACAAGCUCAAAACCACCAAAACUUGGUCGACUUGGGCGUCUGAGAAGACGAUUUUUGCAAUUUUGGCGAAGGAAGGUGCGAAGUGAAAGAGAGUGAAGAACCCUCUUGGGCUGGUGAUGUUUAAUGCAAGUCUCCACAGCCAGUGAGAGACUGAGGGAUGGUAAGGGGCACCAGUAAAUAAGGGGGCCAGUGAGGGUCACCAGAAGGCACAGACGUUGGUGAGGGUCACCAAAGGAACCUGAGGGCUGGUGAGGGUCACUGGAAGUCAGUGGAGCCGAUGAGGUAAACUGAAAGGGAAACUGGUGAGGAUUUCUUAAUGACACCAGUGCGAUGCAGUGCUGUGAUGCUCAUCAGAAAACAACGCAUGCUGUUGAGGAUCACUGGAGCUGCUGGACGUGAGGUGCAAUCAAAGAUUUGAUUAUAAGGACAAAGACAAGGCAGAUGCUGAUUCUGAAUCUGACUGAAAUAAAGCUUGUCAUCUUCAGUCAGUUGGUGUCUUUCUCUUUCUUUAUGUCUGCAUACUCUUAUUGUAUACUUAAGGAGGCAAGUUAAAAAAAAAUUGUACUCAAACAUUCAUUAUUAUUAUUAUCUUUAAAUGCAUUUACAACAUUAUAAGCAUGGGUAUUACACAACUGUUCACAUAAGAACACCCUAAACCUGAUAAAGUACCAGCAACUAACUGCAUUAAUAU